This is a messenger RNA of Aureobasidium subglaciale EXF-2481, 1241 nucleotides long. RefSeq lists its product as uncharacterized. The transcript is spliced from 2 exons. The coding region runs from base 254 to 922 and encodes 222 amino acids. NCBI's taxonomy places the organism in Eukaryota, Fungi, Ascomycota, Dothideomycetes, Dothideales, Saccotheciaceae. The record is from RefSeq and is a predicted model, not a curated record.
UUCGCCGCCUUGCUGCCCGACUGAUCUGGAGUAUUUCAUGACUCCAUCGUGACUCUUCGCUUCAGUGAUGGAAAAACGCGAAGGUUUGAGUAAGUUGCACUUGGUGACUCCUCCAACAGCCAUACAAAUAGAGAGACUUUCUACAUCAAUCUUCUCUUUCCUUACCAUCAUAAAUUCGAGCUCUCCUCAACAUUCCAAAAAGAUUUGAUCAACUACUACACUUUGAAACCUCAACACCGAGUCACAGUCAGCUAUGAAGCUUACCGCCCUCACCUUGGCCUUGGUCAGUAGCGCCGCCUACGUAUCUGCCAGACCAGCCGACUCGACUCUCAACUCCAUGGCAAAAGCCUACGCCCUCCACGACAAGACCCGUGCAGCUUUCGCCACAAACCUCACCACCACACUCGCCAACAUGCCUCCAUCCAUGAACGCAGCUUUGAUGACCGAAUUCGCCGCCGCCAUGCCAGGUAAUCCCUACUGCACAGAGGUAGAAGCCAGUUGGUGUAGAGGGAGUAGCCCACCCGCUUGGUGCGACCUCUGCGGCGAUCUUGGAAAAAGAUCUCUUGAUGUCAUCAAGAUAACCUCGGUCACUGAUCUCGAUACUGCUCUGGCGAAUUUGCCUCCUUCUAUGAGUGCAGGUCUCAUGACCGAUUUCGCCAGAGUCACCGCCUCGGGAAAUCCGAGAUGUACAGAUGUUGAAGCGGGUUGGUGUAGAGGAAACCAUCCUCCUGCAUGGUGCUCCAUGUGUGACCUCACAAAAAGCAACGACCAUCCCAUCCUUGCUGCUGCUGCUGCCCCCAUCCACCUCCUCCCUCGGCACCACCCCGACGGCAGAUGCCAUGUCAAAGAAAUAAAAAAAUGCGAAAAGAAAAUCGAACAAAAGUGGAAAAAUAAGAAAAUUCCCACUUCCGGAUUGGUGUAGGGAUUGUGGGUAUGCUGAUGAUGGGUUUAGUGCUUGUCGAUCUUGGCCGGAGCCGAUUUGCCAUUAUGACCAUUGUUCUCCGGGGGGCCAUGGGAAUGAUAUUCCUCGUGGUGAUCAGGGUCAUCGUGAUCAGCGUGAUUAUCAUGGUCAGCUUCAUGGCCAGCAUGAUCACCAUGGCACGCACGGCACGCACGGCAAGCAUGGCAAGCAUGAUCACCAUGGCCAGCAUGACUAGAGGAGUGGGGAGAGAAGAGAGUUUAAGACCUUUCGGAUGUGGUGGAGGGAUGUUAGGGAACAAUGUCGUGUUUUAGUAAGAAGG